AUGCCUGACAACAUUUUGGACGACAUUUCUCACCGCCGAUUCAAUCCGCUUCGUGGAAGCUGGGUUCUCGUGUCUCCCCACCGUACCAAGAGACCAUGGCAAGGACAGCAAGAAAGUCCCGGUGUCAUCGAUCUCCCUGUUUACGACCCCCAGUGCUAUCUCUGUCCCGGAAAUAAAAGAGCUUCGGGAGAAUCCAAUCCGAGUUACAAGGACACUUUUGUCUUCGUGAAUGACUUCAGUGCUGUCAAGGAAUCACAAGACGAUUACACCUCACCAGAUGCCUCGGGAAGCUUGUCAUCCGUUUUAUUACAAGCAGAACCUGUCACGGGAAAAUGCUACGUUCUGACUUUCAGCGCCGCUCACAACAUUACGCUGGCAGACAUGUCUCCUGCAGAGAUCCUACCCAUCGUGAGGACCUGGAUGGAUAUUUACAUGGCGCAUACUUCCCCCAGUUUCCCUCUCGCGACCUUAGAGAGACCGACUCAUCUCCCUCCUUCCAGCCCUCACGCAGAUGUUGGAAGACCUAAGGAUCAGUAUCGGUGGAUGCAAAUAUUCGAGAACAAGGGUGCUGCAAUGGGCUGUUCAAACCCGCAUCCCCAUGGACAGAUUUGGAUCACGACUUCAUUGCCUGAGGAACCCGCCAUUGAAUUGGAGCAAUUGAGAAAAUAUCAUCGUGAGCAAGGCGGUGCACACAUGCUGGUCGACUAUGCCCAGCUGGAACGAGAGAAGAACGAGCGGGUCGUCUUUCGGAACGAGACCUUUCUUGUGGUCUGUCCGUGGUGGGCAACUUGGCCUUUUGAGACCAUGAUUCUCCCAGUCAAACACAUCCACUCGCUGAUCGACCUGACCGACGAUGAACAAAUGCACCUAGCAGAGGCGAUUGCGGAAAUCACGCGACGAUAUGACAACCUGUUUGAAACAAGCUUUCCAUACAGUAUGGGCAUACAUCAAGCGCCGCUUGACGGGAGCAAUGAAGAGAUUGAAUGUUCCAGUCUCCAUUUCCACUUCUAUCCUCCGCUUUUGAGGAGCGCAACCGUCAGGAAAUUCCUUGUCGGGUAUGAAAUGCUGGCAGAACCGCAAAGAGAUAUCACCCCCGAACAAGCGACGGUCAGGCUUCAAGGUUGCGGGGGGGAACUGUACAGGAAAAAGCUUCAGAAGAAAGGAGAAUAA
Molecule: messenger RNA, 1170 nt
Organism: Rhinocladiella mackenziei CBS 650.93
Lineage: Eukaryota; Fungi; Ascomycota; Eurotiomycetes; Chaetothyriales; Herpotrichiellaceae
Product: galactose-1-phosphate uridylyltransferase
Exons: 2
Coding region: 1-1170 (389 amino acids)
Biological process (GO): beta-D-galactose catabolic process via UDP-galactose, Leloir pathway
Cellular component (GO): cytoplasm
Molecular function (GO): UDP-glucose:hexose-1-phosphate uridylyltransferase activity; zinc ion binding
Source: RefSeq, a predicted model, not a curated record